AAGUAUUUGGUAUGAUUUCGAAAGUGAAUGUUAUGUUAGUUUUCCCAAAUAAAAAUUAAAAAAAUAAAAUAUUGACUGUUUUUAAAUGUUUGCUAUGAACGUCAUUUUCAGAGCGUAAAGUUUGACAGAUACCAUUGCUGAUGUUAGGGCAUUUUGCAUACAAAAUAACUCGACUGCUGAAAUAACUCUGAUUUCUUUUCUGAAUUGAGUUUAUGAAUGAAAAAGUGAUUUUGAAUAAAAUUGUAUAAACAAUAAAUAAAAUCUGGCGACAUUGAAAACAUUCAAUUUAGUACAUCUGUCAAAAAGCACGAUUCUUCGCUACAAUAGGAAUGAUGCUCUUUAUCUCAAUUCAAUGCCCUUUACGAUAAAACUUUGAAACUGGCAAAAAUCAUUCCCAAUUUGGUGUAUAUUUAAUUCGAAAUCAAUAAAAACGAACGAAACAUGUCAAACAAAAUGCCUGCUAAUUUCAACGAAGUAAUAACUGAAAAUGAUAGCGCCGGUAAUCGUCAUUAUGGCAAGUACGACAAAUUAGCUGAUGAAAUUGCCAUCUCUGGUAUGUCUGGACGUUUGCCCGAAAGUUCGACAAUGGAAGAAUUCAAGGAGAAUUUAUUCAAUGGCGUCGACAUGGUAAAUGAUAAUGCACGCCGUUGGCCAAAUGGUUUAUACGAUCUACCAACCAGAAUCGGUAAAAUUAAGGAUGAAGAUUUGGAAGUGUUCGAUCAACAAUUUUUCAGUGUACAUCAGAAACAAGCCGAACGUAUGGAUCCACAAAUGAGAAUGUUGCUCGAAGCAACAUAUGAAGCUAUCAUUGAUGCCGGUUUCAAUCCACAAGAAUUGCGUGGAAGUCGCACCGGUGUUUACAUUGGUGUAUCAAACUCGGACAUUGAAGAAUACUGGAACGCCGAUUCAGACCGUGUUAAUGGUUACGGUUUGACUGGUUGUACUCGUGCCAUGUUUGCCAAUCGCGUUUCAUUCACAUUCGAUUUCAACGGACCAAGUUAUGCAUGUGAUACCGCCUGCUCAAGUUCAUUGUAUGCCUUGUCACAAGCUUUUUCCGAUUUGAAGGCUGGCCACUGUGAUUCGGCUAUUGUUGCCGGAGCUAAUCUCAUUUUAAAACCGACUAUAUCAUUGCAAUUCAAACGCUUGAAUAUGUUAAGCGCUGAUGGAAAAUGCAAAGCAUUCGACGAAAGUGGAGCCGGUUAUGUGCGUUCAGAUGGUUGUGUUGUAAUUUUCUUGCAAAAAGCCAGCCAAACUCGUCGUAACUACGCAACCAUUUUGAAUGUUCGCACGAAUACCGACGGUUACAAAGAAGAAGGCAUCACAUACCCGUUUGGCACUAUGCAAAAUCGUUUAAUUCGCGAAACAUACGAAGAAAUUGGAUUGCAUCCACAUGAUGUUGUCUAUGUUGAAGCUCACGGUACUGGUACCAAAGUUGGUGAUCCACAAGAAGUCAACUCAAUCACCGAUUUCUUCUGCAAAGACCGUGAAACACCAUUGUUAAUCGGUUCAGUUAAAUCGAACAUGGGGCAUGCAGAACCAACAUCAGGUGUCUGCUCAAUUGUCAAAGUAUUAUUGGCUAUGGAAGCUGGCGUUAUUCCAGGAAAUUUGCACUACACAUCACCAAAUCCAGAAUUGUACGGUAUCGUUGACGGUCGUGUUAAAGUUAUUGACCGUAACACACCAUGGAACGGCGGUAUCAUUGGUUUGAAUUCAUUCGGCUUCGGCGGUGCUAACGCGCACGUUAUCUUGAAAUCAAACCCUAAACCAAAAUCAACCACUCCAACUGACACCAUUCCACGUUUAGCUGUGCUCUCCGGUCGUACCAGCGAGGCCGUUGAUUUACUUUUUGCAGCAGUCGAGAAAAACAAAACCGACGAAGAAUUCUUGAGCUUGAUAAAUGGAAUUCAUUCAAAGAACAUCCCAUUGCACUAUCAACGUGGUUAUACCGUUGUCGGUGAUAUCAAAACUGUUUGCGAUGUCAACAAAUUGAUCGAUGACAAACGGCCAAUUUGGUACAUUUACUCUGGUAUGGGAUCACAAUGGGCUAGCAUGGCUAAAGAUCUAAUGCCCUUAGAAGUGUUCCGCAACAGCAUCAAUCUCUGUGCAGAUGCUUUGCGCCCAGAAGGUGUUGAUUUGGUUAAAAUCCUCACCGAAAGUGAUGAAUCGACAUUCGAUAACAUUUUGAAUUCAUUUGUUUCGAUUGCCGCCGUCCAAGUGGCUCUCACCGAUGUUUUGACGCACUUGGGCAUUUUUCCGAACGGAAUCAUCGGUCACUCAGCUGGUGAAUUGGGCUGUGCCUAUGCUGAUGGAUGCUUUACACGAGAACAAACCAUUUUGACUGCAUACUGGAGAGGCCGCAGCAUCUUGGAUACUAAUGUGAAAAAGGGUAUGAUGGCUGCUAUCGGUCUAUCAUGGGAAGAGGCAAAGGCUCGUGUUCCAGCUGAUAUCACCGCUGCAUGCCACAACAACAUUGAUAGCGUUACAAUUUCUGGUCCACCAAAAUCAAUUACCAAAUUCGUUGAAGAAUUGACGAGAGAAGGAGUCUUUGCCAAGACCGUCAAAUCGUCCGGAUAUGCCUUCCACAGCAAAUACAUCGCCGAUGCUGGACCAAAUUUGGGAAAAUCAUUGAAACGAAUCAUUCCAAACCCGAAAAACCGUACAUCGCGCUGGCUCAGUACAAGCAUCCCAGAAUCCGGAUGGACAACUCCAAUCGCUCAACAGAGUUCGUCCACUUACCAUGUCAAUAAUUUGCUUUCACCAGUCCUCUUCCACGAAGCCGUUCAACACAUUCCUAAGAACGCUAUUUGCAUUGAAAUCGCACCAACUGGUCUGAUGCAAUCCGUUUUGAAGAGAUCAUUGGGCCGUGAAGCCGUCAACUUGAGCUUAUUGAAACGUGGCCACGAAAACAAUCUCGUUUUUUUCCUGCAAAACAUCGGAAAAUUGUAUGCAGCCGGUGCGCAACCACAAGUUUCAAAAUUAUACGCACCAGUUUCAUAUCCAGUUGGUCGUGGAACACCUAUGUUGAAUUCGAAAGUUGGCUGGGAGCACUCACAACGUUUCAUGGUCCCAAAAUACGGAAUGGAUUCAAUCUCUUGUGAAACUGUUGUCGAUGUGAAUCUCACUAAAGAUGCGGACGCAUACUUGACCGGUCACACAAUUGACGGUCGUAUUUUGUUCCCAGCUACUGGUUACAUGACAUUGGCAUGGCGUGCAUUUGCCAAGACCAAGUACAGCACCUUCGAAAGGACAUCAGUCAUUUUGGAAGAUGUUGUUUUCCAUCGUGCCACCAUUUUGUCAAAAGACGGUUCAGUAACAUUCAGAAUUAGAUUCUUCGAUGGCACGGAACGUUUUGAAAUCUGUGAAGGUGGUUCAUUGACCGUUUCGGGUAAAAUCUAUGUUCCAGAAGACGUUGAAUUGGAACAAUUACCAUUGGAUCCAUUGGAACAAGACAAAUCAGGUUUACCAUUGAAGACUAAUGAUGUGUACAGGGAAUUGCGUCUCCGUGGCUAUGAUUAUGCUGGUAAAUUCUGUGGUGUUAGCGAAUCAGAUUCAAAGGCUGUCACCGGUAAAUUGAAAUGGGAAGACAACUGGGUCAGUUUUAUCGAUACCAUGUUGCAGUUCAGUAUUUUGGGCAAAGAUUUGCGCAAAUUGUACCUGCCAACCCGUAUCGAACGUGCCGUUUUCAAUCCAUUAAAACACCUUAAAAUCGUUGAAAAUCUGAAACAAAACAAAACGGAUGUCCCAGUUUACAUGUACAAAGACAUCAAUGUCAUCAAAUCAGGAGGUGUUGAAUUGCGUGGAUUGAAAACUUCAUUGGCUCCACGUCGUUUAGGCACUCAAUCGCCACCAUAUUUGGAACGUUACCAAUACGUUCCGUUGAAAAAUGCCAACCAAGACUUGUCAAAGAGCUUAGAACGUGCUCGUUUGCAUGCCGUUUCAGUUGCAACCCAUUUAGCCAUUGAAAAUAGCGGCGGUGCAUUGAAAAUUAGGGUAGCUGAUGUUGUUGAAAGUAAGCCCGUUGACAGUUCACUCGCUCAAACGAUUCAUUUCGUGAUUGAAAACGCACCAACACUGGCCAGCGAUGUAGCCAUUGUCACAAAUCAACCAAAGGAAGCAUACGUUCAAGCUGUCGGUGAAUCGGGUAUUCGAGUCGUUGCCAAAGAUCCAAGCACUGGCUCAGUCGAAUCAAACCAACACUUGGUGGUUGCUUACGAUGUUGUGUCACGUGCCAACGCAAAUAUUAUUUUGGAAAAUCUGAAAGCUUCAAUCCGUGAAGAUGGUUUCAUUUUGCUUGAAGAAAAUGUCGAUGGAUAUGACGAAGCGGCCGCUAACAAAUUGUUCGCCAACUUCAAAUUGGCCACAGUAUCAAUUCAAUGCGCCGCAAACAAAUACUUUGUUUUGAUUCGACCAGUCAUCGACAUCACCACCAGAAGUAAGACCGUUGUUUUGAUCACCGAAAAAAACUACUCGUAUGUUGACCAAUUGAAAUGGGCGUUGGCCAACGCAGAAAAGGAUAACACUUACGUUUAUGUUGUUGGACAAGGCGAAGAAUUGUUGGGUGCCGUCGGUUUUAUGAACUGUAUCAAGAACGAAAACGGAGGCAAGUUCGCUCGUUUGGUUUUCAUUCAAGACGCAACGGCCGAGAAAUUCUCAUUCACAAGCAAAUUGUACUUGGAACAAUUGAACAAGGAUUUGAUCAUCAAUGUGUAUAAAAAUGGCGGUUGGGGUACAUUCAGACAUUUGAAAUUGGCCGUACAAAGUGCAGUAUCAAAUUUGCAAGUUGAACAUGCUUACGUGAAUGCAUUGAACAAAGGUGAUUUGUCGAGUUUGUCAUGGAUUGAGAGCCCAUUGACUCGUCAAUUGCCAGAUCCAAAGGACAAACGCGUCGAAUUGUGCUCAGUUUACUAUGCACCAAUCAAUUUUCGUGACGUUAUGUUGAGCUCUGGAAAACUGGCAGCUGACGCUUUGCCAGGAGAUUUGGCCACUCAAGAUUGUAUCUUGGGUCUGGAAUUUUCGGGACGUGAUUCGAGCGGAAAACGUAUCAUGGCUAUGGUUCAAGCAAAAUCGCUUGCCACAACUUGUGUCGCUCAACGCAACAUGAUCUGGGAGAUUCCAAACAACUGGACCAUGGAACAAGCGUCAACCGUUCCAAUUGUCUACUCAACUGUCUACUAUGCUUUGGUUGUCCGUGGUAAAAUGAAGACGGGCGAAUCGAUUUUGAUUCACGCCGGUGCCGGUGGUGUUGGUCAAGCAGCCAUUAGUGUUGCUUUGCACCAUGGAUUGACCGUUUACACAACAUGCAGCAAAGGCAAACGUGAACUUCUGAAGAAGACCUUCCCACAAUUGACCGAUGCCAACAUUAGCAACUCGCGUGACACAUCUUUCGAACAGUUUGUCAUGCUUGCCACCAAAGGAAAGGGCGUUGAUUUGGUUUUGAAUUCGCUUGCUGAAGAAAAACUUCAAGCUUCAAUUCGUUGCUUGGGUCUUAACGGUCGUUUCUUGGAAAUCGGGAAAUUCGAUUUGAAUAACAAUUCGUCAUUGGGAAUGUCGGUGUUCUUAAAGAACACAUCAUUUCACGGUAUUUUGUUGGACAGUAUUCUGGAGGGUGAUGAUGAAACCAUCGAAACUGUUGUCGGUUUGGUGGCCGAAGGUAUCAAGGACGGAGCUGUUCGCCCAUUGCCAACCACGGUUUUCAACGAUAACCAAAUUGAAGAUGCAUUCCGAUUCAUGAGUAGGGCCAAGCAUAUCGGUAAAGUUGUUGUUAAAAUUCGCGACGAAGAAUCACAAGAGAUAUUAAAACCAACACCACAACCGAUCUUGGCCAUUUCACGUACAUACAUGUAUGACCAUAAAUCGUACAUCUUGGUGGGUGGUUUGGGCGGUUUUGGUUUAGAAUUGGCCAACUGGAUGGUAACACGUGGUGCCACCAAAUUGGUAUUGUCCUCACGUAGCGGUGUUAGGACUGGUUAUCAGUCAUUAAUGAUUCGUCGCUGGAAUGAACGUGGCGUUCAAGUUGUUAUCGAUAACAAUGACGUUACCACAUUGAAGGGAGCAGCAAACAUGAUCAAAGAAGCCAAUAAAUUAGGGCCAGUCGGUGGAAUUUUCAAUCUUGCUGGUGUUUUGCGUGAUGAUUUGCUGGAGAAUCAAACUGAAGCCGAUUUCAAGACAGUUUGCUUACCAAAAAUCGAUGUAACCAAGUAUUUGGAUGCCGCUUCACGUGACCUUUGCCCAGAUUUGGACUACUUUAUUUGCUUUUCGAGUGUGGCAUCCGGUCGUGGUAACAUCGGGCAAACUAACUACGGUUUGGCUAACUCGACCAUGGAUCGUAUCUGUGAAAAUCGUCAAGCAUGCGGUCUGCCUGGAACAUCCAUCCAAUGGGGAGCUAUCGGUGAUACUGGUAUGGUUAUUGAAUCAUUGGGUGACAACAAUACCAUUGUUGAUGGUACGUUGCCACAACGUAUGAUUUCAUGCUUGGAAUCAAUGGAUCUGUUAAUGCAACAACCACACGCAGUUCUCGGUUCGAUGGUCAUUCCCGAAAAAUAUAAGGCCGAAAGAAGCGACGAUGUCACAUUGGCCAGUCGUGUUGCCAACAUUAUGGGAAUGAAAGACUUGAAGAAUGUACCCGAUCAAACGUCAUUGGCUGAAUUAGGUAUGGAUUCAUUGAUGAGCGCUGAAGUUAAGCAAACGUUGGAAUGGAAUUAUGAUAUUGUGAUGAGCGCAUCAGAAAUCCUUAACCUGUCAUUUGGCAAACUUAAAGCGUUGGAAUCUGGGGACAGAGAUGUUGCACCAGUUACCAAAAGCAGUAUUCUACAACCUGCUGAAGAUGGUGAAUCUGCUGAUCAAACAUUCACUCAUGCGAUGAAUGAAUCAUAUAUUCAGGGAUUCUACGCUCCCAUACCGAUGGAAGUUUUGGUCAAAAUUGAAACACAAGCACCGGCCGACAGCAAAGAUUCACCAUAUUUCCUUGUUCAUUCGAUCGAAGGUUUUGUUACUUACAUGAAACCAUUGGCUGCCAAAUUAAACGUUCCAGUUUAUGGUUUGCAAUGCACGAAAGAUGCUCCAUUGACUUCAUUGAGCGAUUUAGCGGCAUUCUACAUCAAAAAAAUUAAGGCCGUUCAAAAUACUGGUCCAUAUGUUAUCGUCGGGUAUUCGUACGGUGCAACGGUAGCCUUUGAAAUAGUCUCAAUGUUGGAGAAGGACGGCGAUACAUCCACACUGGUCAUGCUUGAUGGUGCACCAGAAUACGCUAAAUUUCUCAUUGAAACAUAUCUAAAACGCACCGGACAUGUCACUGAAUCACUAAAUGAAACCAACUAUUUGGCUUUGGUGGGAUUUUACACCACCAACUUGCACUUGAACCAAACCAUCAAAGAAUUGGGUGCUUUUACUUCAUUCAAUCAGAAAUUGGCACAUCUUACCGAACUUAUUCGCAAAACUAUCAAACUUCCAUCGGAAAUGGUGGAAAUGAUCGCUAUGAAAUACUACCACAAAAUCCGAGCAUCUCACUUUUAUCGACCAGACCGCAAACUUAUCACCUCCAAUGUCAUUUUGGUCAAACCAACCAAAAACAACGUCGAAUUGGCCGCUGAUUAUGGUCUCUCAGAGGUUGUCACAAACAAAAUUGAUAUUGUUACUGUGAAAGGUGACCACAGAACCAUUUUGACUGAAAUGGAAUCCUUGGACAAGAUUGCCAAUAUACUACAAUCGGUUAAUCCAUUUAUUCCUACAACCGGUGUUUGCAUAGACCAUCUCGGAAAAGCAUUUGUUGUGGAACAACAAACUAGUUCAAAUAUAUAAAACAAAUAAAUGUCAAGAACGCAAAGCGGAGCGAAGUGACGCACUGUGGUCUUGUUUUUAAAUGA
Sitodiplosis mosellana (orange wheat blossom midge) is the source of this 7862-nucleotide messenger RNA. Its product is annotated as fatty acid synthase-like. The transcript is spliced from 10 exons. The record is from RefSeq and is a predicted model, not a curated record. The coding region runs from base 442 to 7797 and encodes 2451 amino acids. Gene Ontology annotation, biological process: fatty acid biosynthetic process. NCBI's taxonomy places the organism in Eukaryota, Metazoa, Arthropoda, Insecta, Diptera, Cecidomyiidae. Gene Ontology annotation, molecular function: fatty acid synthase activity; phosphopantetheine binding; oxidoreductase activity.